Molecule: messenger RNA, 2017 nt
Organism: Rhinichthys klamathensis goyatoka
Lineage: Eukaryota; Metazoa; Chordata; Actinopteri; Cypriniformes; Leuciscidae
Gene: gas7a
Product: growth arrest-specific 7a
Exons: 13
Coding region: 17-1246 (409 amino acids)
Biological process (GO): actin filament polymerization; neuron projection morphogenesis
Cellular component (GO): cytoplasm; plasma membrane; actin filament
Molecular function (GO): actin filament binding
Source: RefSeq, a predicted model, not a curated record
GCCAGUAGUCUGCUGUAUGCCAACAGAGGAAAUCGAGAAUGCGUCUCUUCCUGUGGGUUGGAAAAGCUACAGAUCACCUGAGGGACGGAAAUACUAUGUCAACCCAAGCACUAAAGAGACAACGUGGGAACUGCCAAGCACAUCCACCACCAUCACAAAAGCUACUGGGUUUCACCGGAACUCAGUAAAUGGUUGUCAGUCUCCCGGAGCCUCUGGUCAUGUGCUGGAACAUCCAGAUGUGUCCCUAAGGAAGACCAACAUAAGCAACCAGAGCCCAGGGUCCACGUCCCCGGCCAGGAGGCAGAAUAAGGAGAAGGAGAUCAGGGAGACCAAAAUCACUAUCAACUGCGUCACCUUCCCUGUGCCCAUGUCUACGCUGGAGCAGCAGCUUCUCAAGCCCAAUGAAUGGAGCUACUGCGACUAUUUCUGGGCCGAUAAGAGGGACCCUCAGGGGGCAACAGUGUCAGGGUUCGAAGUGCUGCUGCAGAAACAGCUGAAGGGAAAGCAGAUGCAGAAAGAGAUGGCUGAGUUCAUCAGAGAAAGGAUAAAAAUCGAAGAGGAAUAUGCCAAGAACCUUUCCAAACUCUCCAUGUUCCCAAUGGCAGCACAAGAGGAAGGGACUCUUGGAGAAGCUUGGGCUCAAGUCAAGAAGAGUCUAGCUGAUGAAGCCGAGGUCCAUCUCAAGUUCUCCUCAAAGCUCCAGAGUGAAGUCGAGAAGCCUUUCCUGACCUUCAGAGGGGACAACUUUAAAAAAGACAUGAAGAAAUACGACCACCACAUCGCUGACCUGAGAAAGCAGCUGGUCAGCCGUUAUGCUGCAGUGGAGAAGGCACGGAAGGCUCUAGCAGACAGACAGAAGGAUCUUGAGGUGAAAACACAGCAGCUUGAGAUCAAAUUGAGCAACAAAACAGAGGAGGAUAUUAAGAAAGCCCGACGGAAAUCCACACAAGCAGGUGAUGAUCUGAUGCGCUGUGUGGACCUUUACAACCAGGCUCAGUCAAAGUGGUUUGAGGAGAUGGUCACCACAAGCCUGGAGUUGGAGAGGCUGGAGGUGGAGCGAGUAGAGAUGAUCCAGCAGCAUCUGCGUCAGUACACUACGCUGCGGCAUGAGACCGACAUGUUCAACCAAAGUACGCUGGAGCCGGUUGACCAGCUCCUGCAGAGUGUGGACCCAGCCAAAGACAGAGAGCUCUGGGUAAAGGAACACAAGACAGGAGAUAUGAGACCUGUGGACAUGGACAUCUAGACCGACCACACACACACACACACACACACACAGAAACACAUUAUACUAUAUGAAUCUACCUGCAUGCCUGUCUACCUGAGUACUUCAACCUCUCAGCCAAAGCCAUACAGGUAUCACCCCUUGAAGCACUGCUUGUUUUGUGGAUUUCCACUGAAAAUAUCAGAUAAUUACAAAAUCAAAGCUUUAUAGAAGAUUUUCUUAAUGUCAUGUGGAAUGAGUGUCAGGAAAGGACAGCAGACGCAUUAUGAUAUUGAGUAGCCAUCCAUAUAAUCCUGCAUGUCCUUUGAAUAACUUUAAGAUGCUACUAAAGACUUCCCAGUAGGUCUAUUACAUUAACAUGAAGAAAAAUAAAUAAAGAAAUAAAGAAAUAGUCAGGGCUCCAUUGAUAAAGAUCUGAACAAAUACUGUACAGUAAAACACCUGUUUGUUUAAUUGCAGCGGUGGAUGCCUGUUAAACAAAUUUCAUUCAAUCAAUAUUUUUUUUUAUCUUUUUGGUGUAAAAGUGAUAGUGUAAACACAUUGAACUACACAGCUAGUUGUGGAUAUUUAUAGUUCCCUCGAUUAAAGUGUGGGUGUAAAGCUGCAUGCGUUCACACUGCCAGCGACUCAGUAGCAAUGACAUUCACGGAUGUUAUUCCAUGUUUUAGACACCUAAUCCGUUUUCUUGCCGCUAAAAACAAACAUUUUGGAGGGAAAAGACUAAAUCUAAAUGGAAUCGGUACAUAAAAUGCUUAUAUUAAAGAUGAACGAGAAACAGCGAGUGCUCUGUGU